AGCUGAAGUUCUGGUAGGUGGGAGGAGUGAAUGGUCUGUCUGCCAGAGAGUAUCUGUGCAGCAGCAGCAGCAGCAACAGAGGGGAAGCUUAAAGCUGCUGAGUGGUUUGUCAGAACCAGGAGGAGGAUCAUCACCCCGCUUCUUCUGCUGCAGCUCCUGAUUUUUCCCAGAUUUGGAUCUUGCUGAAUUUAAGUUCUAGAGCGUUUGCUCUGAAUCAUGAAGGACCAGAACUUCAAAGAUGAGGUUGCAAAGAUUCUGGAGGAGGCUCCAAAUGCCAGAAAAGCUCUGCGUGAGAACCACGAGAACCUGCUGAAUGUGGCUGAUUACUGCUACAACAACUACACACAGCCAGGAGGGAACAAGAUCACGGCGUUGGAGGAAACUAAAAACUUUGCCACCCAAUCACUAGCCAGUGUUGCUUAUCAGAUCAGCACCAUGGCCAGUAGUGUCCUGGCUCUGCUUGAUGCUCAGGCCAAUCAGCUUUGCCAAUUGGAGUCUUCCAUCAAUCUGAUUGGCCAGACAGUGGAGAUGCAUAAGGAGAAAGUUUCUCGGAGGGAGAUUGGUGUCUUCACGGCCAUCAGACGAGUUCCUCGCAGUCAUAAGAUCAUUCCUCCUACGGGGACACAGCCUCGCCCACCAUACAGCCGUCAACCAGUAAGCUUCCAUCAGCUGGAUGGACUAGGCCAUGGAAUGAAGGUCUCUGGGAAAAAGUCUGACAAAUCUGGAACGAUCCGGAAACACGGAGCCUCCAUCAGGUCCAACAAAACUCCAGAGCCCAUUCAGUGCCCGGUGGUGCCCCCUGCUGGAGGCUCCAGCUUUGGGAAACCAGUAGCUCCGCCCACAAUCCCUACCAACUGGCAGGCUCCACCUGAUUGUGACAUCAUCCCCACACUGCUGGAUGAUGUCCUGCCUCCUCCUUUACCAACAGAUGAUGCGUUGUCUCAGGGUGAUGAAGCCAGCAACGCCUCUGUCCCGCCCCCUCCGCCUCCUCCAGUUUCAUCUGGAGAGAUGGUAGCUCCACCUCCAUCUUCAGGUCCUGCCGUCGGGGCUCUGCCCCCUCCUCCUCCUCCUGGUUUAGCAGAAGUGGCGGCUCCACCCCCUCCACCUCCUCCUGGUUCACCAGGGGUGGAGGCUCUGCCCCCUCCACCUCCACCAUCUUCAGAAGCUUUGUUCAGUCACUGUGCCCCACCUCCAGCUCCUCCUCCAAUGUCUUUGCUCAGUCUGGAAACAGUGGUAGAAGAGAGCAGCCUUUCUCCUCCCUCCCCCCUCCCUCCCCCACCUGAUGAUCACACUCAACUGCCACCCAACAAUGGCUCAGACCUGCCAGCCCCACCCCCUCCACCCACCCAAGACGAAAACGUGAUCCCUCUAUCCAGGAGGAUUCGCCGGUACCGUUCACCUCCCACCUCUCACUCUCUUUCUCUGAGGGUCCGGUCAGGCCCCGCCUCCCGCUAUUUCCACACUCGCUCUCUUAUCUUACCUGCUGUGCAAUCAUGUAGUUUUCCACGAGCACUACUCAGAGUAACUCGGACUGGUGCAGCUCAACCCGAUCACAGUUUCCAAGAGCGAGCCAUGAUACCCCCUCCUCCUCCAUACCCUCCCCCCUGUGCACCCAAGAACACCCUCAACUCUUCCUCCCUUUCUCUCUCCUCUUCCUCACCUUGGCUCUGCUUACCUGCUCGUCUUCAGCACCUGGAUCUGGAGAUUCCAGCUCCACCCCCUCCUCACCUUUUAAAUUAUGAAGGGGGAUUUGAUGACAUCUUGCCACCACUUCCUCCUCCAGUGGACUAUGAUAGCAAUGCACCCCGGGAGUACCUGGAGAAAGUGGUUGCUUUGUACAGCUACGAGGCAUCUAAUAAGCCUGAUGACCUGACCCUCACUGAGGGUGACAUCAUCUACCUAACGUGUCGUCAUGGCAACGGCUGGUGUGAAGGGGUCUCAAAAGGCAAGAAGGGCUUCUUCCCUGAGAAUUAUGUACAACCUCACAACUAAACGAACUCUUGGGAGUUACUGUGGACAUGAUUGUUUUAUUUGUUUGUUUCAUGGUAAUGUUGAUCAUCGGCAGUGGCUGUCUAAUAAAUUAAUAGAAUUAGAUAAACUUGAUUUCAGAUGGAUGCUGAAAGGUCUUUCAGAUCGCCACAUACACAUCUGUACAACCUCAAAUAAUCUGAAUAAAGUUCGUUUCAGCAAUAAA
This is a messenger RNA of Nothobranchius furzeri (turquoise killifish), 2194 nucleotides long. It is a transcript of the gene abi3a, whose product is annotated as ABI family, member 3a. Gene Ontology annotation, cellular component: actin-based cell projection; SCAR complex; lamellipodium. Gene Ontology annotation, biological process: neuron migration. NCBI's taxonomy places the organism in Eukaryota, Metazoa, Chordata, Actinopteri, Cyprinodontiformes, Nothobranchiidae. Gene Ontology annotation, molecular function: SH3 domain binding; signaling adaptor activity. The record is from RefSeq and is a predicted model, not a curated record.